Harpia harpyja (harpy eagle) is the source of this 2279-nucleotide messenger RNA. RefSeq names its product gap junction beta-6 protein. NCBI's taxonomy places the organism in Eukaryota, Metazoa, Chordata, Aves, Accipitriformes, Accipitridae. The record is from RefSeq and is a predicted model, not a curated record. Gene Ontology annotation, biological process: cell communication. Bases 477 to 1268 code for a protein of 263 amino acids. The transcript has 2 exons. Gene Ontology annotation, cellular component: connexin complex.
UGAUUGUUGAAAUGGAACAGAAGGUUCAGCUGGUAGCAGAACAGAGAUCUAUACUGAGGCUUGGAAAGGCUUAUUUUCAUGCCCAGUAGCAAUUUUUUUUUUUUUUAAGGAAAAUUUAAAACUUAUGAGGGUUGUUUAAAGCCAGCUAGUAGGAAACACUGGGGCUAAAGUAUUUGGAUGGGAUUCAGGCUGCCUGACUAUGGCCCUACAGUCUCAACUGUGUCACUGUUCAGGGAGAAGAUAGUGAGACUUGACAGGUAUCUGAUCAGUGCCUAUAUCACUCUCUGGAGUGUUCCAGAAGUCAUAUGACUUUCCACCAGCAUAAAAACAAGCCUGAGAGGCCAUGAGGGUACAGCAAGAAGGGGCAAAGGUUGGUGACUAGCUCGGCAAGCAGCAGGAAAAGUAGGGGAUGGUGGCAGGAAGACCUGAAGAGAUAGUUGGAGGAUUUGGAAAGGUCAGACGAUUAAAAGAAGAGAAUGGAUUGGGGAGCUCUGCAUACCAUUUUAGGAGGCGUAAAUAAGCACUCCACCAGCAUCGGGAAGAUAUGGCUCACAGUCCUGUUCAUCUUCCGUAUCAUGAUCCUGGUUGUGGCUGCAGAGAGAGUCUGGGGAGAUGAACAAGAUGACUUUAUCUGCAACACUCUGCAACCUGGUUGCAAGAAUGUUUGCUAUGAUCACUUUUUCCCCAUCUCUCACAUCAGACUCUGGGCCCUGCAGCUGAUCUUUGUUUCCACACCUGCGUUGUUGGUGGCAAUGCAUGUAGCUUACAGGAGGCAUGAGAAGAAGAGGCAGUUCAGAAAGGGAGACCAGAAAUGUGAAUACAAGGACAUUGAAGAAAUCAGAAAACAGAGGUUUCGUAUUGAGGGCUCCUUGUGGUGGACGUACACUAGCAGCAUCUUCUGCAGACUGGUCUUUGAAGCAGUCUUCAUGUAUGCGUUUUAUUUCAUGUACGAUGGGUUCCGAAUGCCUCGCUUAAUGAAGUGUAAUGCUUGGCCCUGCCCCAACACAGUAGACUGCUUUGUUUCUCGACCCACUGAAAAGACAGUGUUUACUAUUUUCAUGAUUGCUGUGUCCAGCAUUUGCAUUCUUUUAAAUGUGGCCGAGUUAUGUUACUUACUGACAAAAUUUUUUCUCAGAAGGUCUAGAAAAGCUGGAAAUGCAAAACAUCACCCCAACCAUGAGAAUAAGGAAGAAACCAAACAAAAUGAAAUGAAUGAGUUGAUAUCUGAUAGCUGUCAGAACACAGUUAUAGGAUUUUCAAGUAGCUAAGGUGGUGUCAAUGCUGGUGUUCACUCUUUUUGGAGUGAAUGUUCUUUGUUUAAAGGCUGCAAAUUAAAUUUGUUAUAUGGAACAAUUUAAGUUGGGUGAGACUUCAAUAUGUAGUGUCAGGUGGCAAUUAUGCACAUGUCUGAAAAAAGUCAGGGCAGCCUAAACAUGUGAAAAUUGUGUGAGUAUUAAAUGGGAAAGUGUAUCUUCUUAUGAGUACCCUUACAAGCUGACUAUGACAAGUGGGAAACCCACUAAUACCUUCAUGCUGACACAGCUCCUGAAAACUACAUGCAACAGCAAUAAGAACAAAAUUCUUUCUAAGCUAGAUAUUCUAGUAUUACAAGAUGUUUUGUAAUAGUGAUAGUUUUUACUUGUGAACUGCCAAAAUAUUUUUCUAAAAUCUAAGAUUCCAUGUUACUUAAGGUGUUAUAGUACACUACUGACUGUGUUUUGUUUCUUAACCAGGCAUAUGCAGAUGAACCCUGUAAUGCCAUGUUCAUAGGGAGGGCACAACGCUAGGCUACAUAUUUACAGCUUUGCAAGCACUGCUUGAGUCUGGACAGGUAGCUUGAGACACUUGCGUACACACUGCUAGCUGUAGGGGAAGUUGUAUGAAAGCCCAUCACAUGUAGUGUGGAUAAUUGAGGUAGCUAGGUCCCGAGUGCAAAGUCAUGCACUAAAACCAGCAUGACAGUAUAGAUACAGCCUAAGUAGACUUGCUUUAAACAUCUAGCAGACCUGGUAAUCUUAUCAAUCUUUUAAUUGCAUACUACCAGUUUUAUUGCAACAUACAUAACUUUAUGUAAAUGUUUAUUUCUCUAAUGUGUUAGCUGUAUUUGUUUCUUUAUGCUAUAUCACAUCAUGGAACUUUGGUUUUGAUUUGUUUGCUUUUUGUGUGGUGGACUGAUGGUGCUGUUAUGAAACUAGGGGCUCUUUGGUUUGAAGCACAUGGAAAAGUAUCACUGGAAACAGAACAAGUCUUCUAAAUAAAAGGCAAACGCUUUAACCUUU